Molecule: messenger RNA, 693 nt
Organism: Aedes aegypti (yellow fever mosquito)
Lineage: Eukaryota; Metazoa; Arthropoda; Insecta; Diptera; Culicidae
Product: UPF0587 protein GA18326
Exons: 2
Coding region: 102-593 (163 amino acids)
Molecular function (GO): zinc ion binding
Source: RefSeq, a predicted model, not a curated record
UACAAUGCCCAAAUAAUCUUGUGCAAGAAUCAAAACAACCCACAAUCGGCAUUAUUUUCCAAAAAAUACGAGUAAAUUUUCCGGUCAAUUGCAACAUAAACAUGGUGAAAAUCGGUCUCCAGAUCAAGGCCACCCUCGAGAACAUCGAGGAGCUGAAAACGUGCCACCCAAACUAUCCGUUCUUCCUGAAAAUCAAGUGCACAAAUUGCGGCGAAGAGUCGGACAAGUGGCACGACAUCACCGAGGGCGAACACGUCAACGAGGACACGCGCAAUCCGAAAGGGUUCAACUUCUACAUGAAAUGCCGGAUGUGCUCCCGCGAGAACAGCAUCGACAUCGUCGAGGGCAGUAAUGCAUCCUACACGGCGGACGACUCCGGAAAGCUGAAGACGAUCGUUGCCUUCGAUUGCCGCGGAGUGGAACCGGUUGCGUUCAGUCCCCGGUCCGGUUGGAUUGCCAAGGCGACGGAAGGUGGACCGAAAUUCGAGGACAUCGAUCUGUCCGAGGAUGAUUGGGUGGAGUAUGAUCAGAAGAAUAACAACUCCGUCGGGGUGUACGAGUUUGAGGCGGAUUUCAUCAAAAUGAAGAAAUAAGACUGAACGUUGGAUUAUUAGAAAAAAUUUUAAUACUUUCUUGCAUUUAGUUCAAAAGUAAAGAAAUGUGUUCGAAACAAUAAAAUUUGGUUUGAAAUAA